UAACGAGGUCAACCCAUUUCGCAAGUGGCCCGUGUAACACCACGAGAGGAGCUGUAAAUUUAUCCGAUGUCGACUUUGUAUUCGCGUUGCUUUUUACCUAAGAAUAAUGUAGUUCCUGAAUUGUAGCGCAAAUUUCCAAAGGUGAAAUGUGCAGAUUCAAUCCAAAAAGCUUGGAGUGCCUUCCAUAGAGAUCAGGGCGCAUGAUGACCGUCCCAUCCAAUAUUUUCUAAAAUGGAAAUUUGUGCAUGCGAUUGCUCACAACACAUUAUACAAUGAAAUGUACCCUGCAGUAAAUUCAAGUUUAAGGCAUUAUCAGAGCUCGCUGCAUUGCCCAUUUCAGUGACAGAUAGAGUGGCAAGACAUUUUUCAGACUAAAGUGGGUCCAAAUUGAUUUCUUGGGUCCAAAUUGAUUUCUUCCAACACAUGAGCGAUGCUCUGAAACAUUGUUAAACUGUUAGGAAGAAAGGAAAGAAGAGAUCCACAAGAAAUUAGCGAGUGAGCAAUGAAGUCUGAGGAUCCAUGGGAUCCCCAUGAGCCUGAUUUCAACAGUUGUUUAGUGCGACCAUAUCCUUGGUUUGAAGGGUGGUUUUUCAGGAUUCGGGAUCCCCAGAGUGAUUUUAGCAUUGCGUUGAUUAUUGCAACCAAUUAUGUCACUUCAGAGAGCCAUGCUACUCUUCUCUUCUGCAAUCCAGGAGAAAAUCCAAACUCUGACGGAAGCAUAGAAAAUGGGAUUACUCACAUGGUCUAUGAGCUUACCAAGGAUGCAACAAUAACAAAGGUAUCCAAUUCAUUGGAAGAUUAUGGAUUUGAUUGGGAAGAACCUACGAUUGGUAAGGUCCUUGCAAGGAAAAAUAAAACAAAUAUAGAUGUCCAUGUAAAAGGAUACCAUUUGAAAGCCAACUUGACAUCAAAGGUACAUUGGAAUCUUUCUGAUCCAUAUAAAGGUCCAGAGGGAUGGGCAAGCAUCAUUUCAAUAUUGCCUACACGUUGGUAUAUUGAUAGUUUAGGUUCAAAAGCCUCUUAUGAGUUUAAGGACACCAAUGGAUUGGAUAUAAUUGGACAAGGUUGGGCUCAUGAGGAAAAGAAUUGGGGACAAAUAUUUCCAGACGGUCAUGUUUGGUUGCAAGCAUCGUCAAAUGAUAACAGUACACAGCUGGUUUGCUCAGUUGCCUGGUUUAAAGUUGGAAGUGUGAAGAUGCCAUAUAUUUUUUCUUUGGGCUUCAGGUCACCAAGUCAUCAAAUUGAUAUGCGAACGAUUGAUAUAGGGACAUUAUUAACAGAUGUCUCUAUUCGACCUCAUAAAGGAGAAUUUUCCAUGAGAGCAAUCAACCCAUCUUAUAGUAUCCAGAUUACAGCUGUGGCACCUCCUGAAAGCUUUUCAGAGCCUAUCUUGGCACCAGUGAGCAAGUUAGAGUGGAAGCCAACUUGUCGAGAAUCUUAUUUUGCCAAUAUAAAAGUAGAAGUUUAUGAUCAUGUGGUUUGGGGGAUUCCAAUUGAUAAGAAGUUGGUUUCAAGCCACACUUUCAGCCAUGCCGCUCUUGAAUUCGGAGGACGUCAGUUUUAAGAGGUUGAUGUGGCCUGUUUUUAUUUAUGUUAAUGCAGUAGUCAUCCUGCUAAAUGGGGGCUGAAAAAAGAAAACAUUAGAAUGGAUUUCUGGAUGAUUUGUCUGUAUAAUUUAGUAAGUAGUUUUAGUUCUACAUAUGCAGAAUCUUGUACAUAUUAGAAGAGGCUAUUUUCAAUAAGAUGCUGUUCUUCCAUCUCCUGUUCCUUUUGGAAGUUAUAAAUAGUAAUUACAAAUAAAUGAUUAAAAUUAUCAUUCCAUAAAGCCUUGAGACAGUUUAAAGGGGAUCUAAAUGAAGAAUCCAACUUUAACUA
Molecule: messenger RNA, 1875 nt
Organism: Cryptomeria japonica (Japanese cedar)
Lineage: Eukaryota; Viridiplantae; Streptophyta; Pinopsida; Cupressales; Cupressaceae
Exons: 6
Coding region: 503-1564 (353 amino acids)
Molecular function (GO): tocopherol cyclase activity
Source: RefSeq, a predicted model, not a curated record